This is a messenger RNA of Synchiropus splendidus (mandarinfish), 1834 nucleotides long. RefSeq names its product origin recognition complex, subunit 5 (gene orc5). Gene Ontology annotation, cellular component: nucleus; nuclear origin of replication recognition complex. Gene Ontology annotation, biological process: DNA replication; DNA replication initiation. The coding region runs from base 435 to 1763 and encodes 442 amino acids. Lineage: Eukaryota; Metazoa; Chordata; Actinopteri; Syngnathiformes; Callionymidae. The record is from RefSeq and is a predicted model, not a curated record. The transcript has 14 exons. Gene Ontology annotation, molecular function: DNA replication origin binding.
AAUAAAAUGCAAUUCCACAUUCAGAACAUAUAUUUAUCAUUCAGGACUGGCGCAUGUGCGAUGAAAGCCUAUUCUUUCUCCAGACUCGUAGCUACGGUCUACUAAAUGUAGAUUUUGCAGCGUUCACCACAAACUACAUUACCCAGGAGUCAUGGUCUGCUCUGUGAUUGGCUGCAGCCAGUUUGGCGGCACCGUGACGUAAUCUGAAGGCGCUGCUGCCGCGAUGGUGUCCGCUUCUCUUUCCUGAACUUGUUUAUCAGCUCUGUCGCCUCGGUCGCUGCUCUUUCACUUCCUCGCUCAAACGAGUCGGUCCCGUCAACAUUCCGCGUUCCUCCGUCCGUCACAGCCGCACGUUAGCGAGCUCGGGAGCCCCGCGAGCGGCAGCCGUGUGACAGGUCGCGGUGCGGCGGCGGCUGCAGCAGCAGCAGGCGACGAUGACGGCGGUGCUGGAGCAUCCGGGAUAUGAGGAGCAGAAGCUGCAGAGAGCCGCCGACCUGCUGCCCUGCAGAGAGGCUCAGGCCGCGAUGCUGCUGGCGCUCAUGGGAGAGCCAAGUCAGUACAGUUACCCAUCAAUAUUCAUCUACGGUCACCGAGCCUCAGGGAAGAGUCACGUGGUCGGUGUUCUAUUGAAGGAGCUGGAGCUGCCCCACGUCACUGUCAGCUGUGUGGAGUGUGUUUCGGUGGCCGUGCUUUUCGAACAAGUGCUGUCGUCCUUCUUCGGCUCCGACACUGCCUCCCUGCUCCCCCGCGCUCCGUCCCUGUCCGACUUUGUGCGCAUCUACCGACAGUCCGCGCACUCCUCUCCUGGGACAAGAUACAUUGUCAUGGAGAAGGCGGAGCUUCUGAGAGACGCUGACGCCAAUCUGCUGCCAGCACUCCUCCGUCUUCAGGAGUUGGUGGAGGACAACGUCACGGUUGUUCUGCUCAGUGAAAUAGUGUGGGACAAGUUCAGACCCACCACCAGCUGCUUCGAGCCACUUGUCCUUCACUUCCCUGACUACAGCAAAGGAGAGCUGCUCCAGAUUCUGUCCCGCGACAGACACCCGUCACACUCGGCUGAGCUCUACUCGUCCUACAUCAACAUCGUGCUGGGAGUCUUUUACUCCGUGUGCCGGGACCUGAGAGAACUGCGACACCUGGCUGCUCUUAAUUUCUCCAAGUUCUGUGAGCCGUUGACUGAAGGGAAAGUGAAAGAGACAGACACACACAAGCUGUGGAGGAACAUUGAGCCGCAUUUGAAGAAAGCCAUGCAGACGGUGUAUCUGCGAGAAGUAUCGAGCCUGCAGUGGGAAGAGAUGCAGCAGGAGGAGACAGAAGCUGGAGCCCUAAAAGGUCUGUCGGCUCACACACACGUGGAACUUCCUUAUUACUCCAAGUUCCUGCUGAUCGCUGCUUACCUGGCAUCCUACAACCCGGCACGCACCGACAAGCGCUUCUUUGUGAAGCAUCAUGGAAAAGUCAGAAAGACCAAGUUCUUGAAGAAAAACGAGAAGACUAGUAACCACCUUCUGGGGCCCAAGCCGUUCCCUCUGGACCGAAUGCUGGCCAUUUUCUACAGUGUGGUGGACAGCAGAGUGGCCCCCACUGCCAGCAUCUUCUCGCAGAUCUCAUCACUGGUGACCCUGCAGCUGCUGGCUCAGGUCGGACACGAUGACCAGCUGGAUGCCCCCAAGUACAAGUGCGCCGUUUCCAUGGAGUUCAUCCGUGCUAUUUCCAGGACGGUGAACUUCGACAUCAUCAAGUAUCUGUACGACUUCUUGUAAAGCGACGUUGUGGUUCUUCAAUAUGCCUCUGUAUGGAAUGUAAAUAAAUGUCAUAUUGGCAAAACACAUAA